Molecule: messenger RNA, 546 nt
Organism: Dovyalis caffra
Lineage: Eukaryota; Viridiplantae; Streptophyta; Magnoliopsida; Malpighiales; Salicaceae
Source: the annotation of a GenBank genome assembly
AUGGAGAAAUUGACAUUAAACGAAAUACCUGAGUUGGCGAAACUGGAGGAAGCAACUGUGGUUGAACCUCCAGUAGUAGUUUUUCUAGGGACUGGUGCUUCAACAGCUCAAAUUGAUUUGCUUGUGACCUUGAGGAUCCUAUUUGUUGAGUCUGUAAUUGCUGGCUUUGGCUUAUCUCCUGCAAUAUAUCCCUUCAAACUUCGAGUUUGGAUGAACAAUAAACACAACCUUGACCAGGCAAGGGAAUUCAUGGCUGAUCUAGCAGCUGGUAAAGUCAAUGUGAGUGCUCCCUUGUUAGCCAAGGCAGUGAAAGGAGCGGUUGUUGUUUGCGUUUUCCCGUCGACCGUGGUUUCCAAUAUGUGCUGUGAGGGAGAGAACGACGAUAGCAGGGCUGCUGGGUUUGUGUGGCGGGCUGGAGUGGUAGAGGCUCUUGUAGUGAGGGCGAGUGAGGCGCGUGAUGGUCAAAAGAGGUUCGGUGUGGUGGAUUUGGAAAGCUCAACUCCUGUCGAUCACCAUGUUGGGCUGUGUGUCAGAGUCAAAGCUUGA